This is a messenger RNA of Myripristis murdjan (pinecone soldierfish), 1381 nucleotides long. Its product is annotated as transmembrane protein 244-like. The coding region runs from base 428 to 910 and encodes 160 amino acids. The transcript is spliced from 5 exons. NCBI's taxonomy places the organism in Eukaryota, Metazoa, Chordata, Actinopteri, Holocentriformes, Holocentridae. The record is from RefSeq and is a predicted model, not a curated record.
UCGCCUUCUUUCUUUUUCUCACACAUACACACCCUUAUUUGGCCUCAAACCUUGACCAUCCAGAGAAUUAAGAAACAAGCUCACAAGUCGUCAAAGUCUCAUGUCUUCAUCAUGGUCAGGUCUAUUAACAGUCUGUUAACGGAGACUUUAUUCACCUGAUGACAGGAGUUCAGGUAAGAGCUCAGGUCACUUACAAAUGGCCGUUUGUUAAAAAUUGUUACUAUCACUAAAGAACCAAUUCUGUCUUUCAAUAUGGAGAAAGUUAAUCACGCCUUCAUUACAUCACAACUGGACUAUUGCAGCUCCCCUCAAUUAGGCCUUCCCCAGUCUUCAUUAACUCACCUGCAGAUGGUCCAAAAUGCAGCUGCAAGGAUGUUGAUUGAAACCAAAAAGUGCAAGCAUAUCACCCCAGUCCACGCCUCUGUUCAUGGGCUUCCCGUCCUUUUUAGAAUUCAGCUUAAGACUUUGUUGUUUGCUCUCAAGACUCUUAAUGGUCGGACCCUGUCUUAAAUUACAGACCUUUUUCACUGGCACCCAGGCCCGUCCCAUGGUCACAACUAAAACUGAAAGGUUGGAUCAUUUUGAUGGCCUCAUUCCAUUUGACUUUAAGACUGAGCCUGCUGAAUCUAACUCCAAAUACCUGGUAAACCUCCUGUCCUUGGAGCUCACCUACUUCUGCAGCGGCUUGCUGUUUGCUGCAGUGGUGAGGAGGCGGGUCUGGGACUAUGCCCUCACUGUCACUCUUCUGCAUAUUCUUAUCACCAGCUUAGUUAUGUUGGAGUUUCCUAUGGUGUGGCAGUGGUGGCUGGCUUUAGGUAGCGGCUUGUUUCUGAUGAUCUGCAAUGGUCAACUAAUAGCUUACUUCACCUGUCAGAGUGAGCAGAGUUACCCCUCUUUCAGCAGCUACUGAUCUCCAUCUGUGUCUAUUUAUCUAUCUAUCUAUCUGGAUAGAUGAAACUUUUUGUGCCUGGAGUUGCUCUUACAUUCUCUGAGGUGAAGGGUUUUAUCUGUUUUUGUUAUUUAAAACGACUUUGACAGAAAAUGAAAUGUGUUCUCUCGCCGUCAAGCAUAAAAGUCGGGGCCGCCUUGUGGAAAAAGAUUUGCAAAAAGUGCGACCAUCAUCCUGUUUGGAAUAUAAAUGCCGCACAAAGACUCUUUUUCCCUGUUUCAGGCGGCGGUGCACUUUGCCUCUGUCACUAUGCAGAACUUAAAGGCCGCCUGUGACACUUCACAUUUGUAUGCCCAGAGAGGCUAUGGUAACUCGGCUGUGAAUGUAAUGUAAUAAGCUCAGAUGUAAUCUUGGGAAGUUGCAAUACAUGUGUCUGUUAUGUUUACGGUGCAAUUGUAAAUUGUAAAUCAAAUAAACCACUUUGUUUUCCAU